Molecule: messenger RNA, 1662 nt
Organism: Durusdinium trenchii
Lineage: Eukaryota; Dinophyceae; Suessiales; Symbiodiniaceae
Source: the annotation of a GenBank genome assembly
AUGAACGCUGCUGGCUUGGGGGAAUACCUGGACUCCUUGCUCAAUGACUCUGAAGAUCACUCGGGCUCUGCAGGUGUUUCAAGAGCUUUGGCCAAGAGUGAAAGGCAAAAGGCUGACAAGGCUAAGACAAAGGCUGCUGAAACAGAAGAGGAGCUCUUUGGUACUGGAGCUGAGGAAGAAGAUGCAGAAGAAGAAGGCAACGACUUAGAAGGACAGGAAGAAGCCGAGGAAGAGGAAGAAUGCGAAAAGGAAGCAGGUAUGGGAGAAGACCAUGAACAGGAAGAAGAGGAGGAAGACGAGGCAGGCGAUGAGGAGGAGAAUGAGGAGCAGGAUCUGGAAGAGCCAGAGCUAGAGGGUGAUGAAUUGGCGAAAGCAGCCAAGGAAACAACCAAAGGCAAAGGCGUUCGCAACAGCGAAACUCACAAGAAGGAGUGGGACAAGUUUGCAAGAGAAGCCCAGAACAAAAAGACAUUUCCUGUGUCUUUGAUGCCUGCCUUCCGCAAAAACAAGAACGACCUAUUUGGAAUUUGGCUAGACAAUGGAAUGUCAUGGGAAAGGACUGAGAUCGCGGUGGUGAGAGAGCAGGAAUCCAAAAACUUGGCCCGUUCCGAAAUGGUUGGGGUACAGGCCAAAGAUAUUCGUGCCAAACUUGGGAACGAGAAGGCGGACCAGGUGAUUGAGGCCCGCAAGGCUGCAGGCCUCUACUACUUGGACGAUGACUUCCCAACGGAUCCAGAGGAGAUCUGGUACUAUAUGCCAGCUGGGCGACUGAUCCGCCAAGACAACAGCGCGUCAGAGAAGAUGACAGCAAAAGCUACAUCUAGCGACCAAGACCUUUUCAACGCCAUGAUCGAAACCGCCCUUCCUGCUGGCGCCCUGCCUGCCGUCAAAGCAGCCACUGAAGCUGGCGCCAAGAAGCUGCUCGAAGCUAUCGAUGACGAAGGCAAGGCGGUCGCCAAGGUCAAAGCGAAGAAGCCUCAAAAGGGAGAGUCGACCCCGCCAACCCAGAAGCCCAGCGUUCAGCGUCCAAUCAUCCUUAGGUUGGCCAACGACAAGAUCCCAGCAACUUUGGACCAGGCAGCCAAAGCUAGAAAGAUUAGCUUGGAACUCCAAGGGGUUGAGUAUGCCAGCGAACUCAGCCAGCAGCUCAAACAGCACGCUGUUUUGAUGGAGAAAUUCUUCUUGGCUCUUCAGAAAGCAGUCGGCAAGCAACCUCCAUGCAUGAAGACCUUAAAGGAACUGAUCACUCAAGUUGACGCCAAGUUUCACUGGUACGCCAAAGCGGAGGUGAACUACUCCGACCAGCCACAGCCAGUGUCCGCCUACGUUCUGCUUCCACAUGAAGUGCUUCACGCGGUGAGCCCAUUCAAACGGCAGGUCCGAGACCUUGUGAACGAGACCAUUGCCAAGGUCACCGCAUGGUCUUUAGAGCACGAAGACUAUCCAGAGCUUGGUUCCCGCUUCAAGGCUGCUCAUAUCAAGAUCAUGGUCUGGUGGGUUGCUGUGAAGGUUGAAGAUAUCUCCCAGAAAUUAGAAUUGGCCUACCACAUCACGGCGCACUUGCGAUCGACUGAAGUCUUGGCAAGCCAUUGUUGGGAGCGUGGUUUGAUGGCGUUCAAAAUGCAAGCUGAAGAGUGUGGCGCGGAAGUGCCAUGGGGCUAG